CAAGCAUAGUCUUGCUCUCCCCCUCUCUCUCAUAGUCGCUCACUGUCGGUCAGUCAUCGUUGCUAGCCGUCGUCAGUCACCGUCGCUCACCAUCUCCUCGAUUCCUAUCGAUGUUCAGGAAGACAAGGAGAGACUUGAGAAGCAAUUGCAUGAUAUGGCAGUGGUGGUUGAGAGAUUGGAGAGCAGCAGACAGAAACUGCUAAUGGAGAUUGAUUCCCAAUCUUCAGAGAUAGAGAGGCUUUUUGAGGAAAAUUCUAAUCUUUCAUCUACUUAUCAAGAGGCAAUGGGUGUAGUAGUGCAUUGGGAGAAUCAGGUAAAAGACUGUCUUAAGCAGAAUGAGGAGCUCCGCAACAUGUUAGAUAAGUUGAGGACAAAACAAGCUAAUGCACCAACAAUGAAUGGCAUGGAGAGCCAGAGAGGCCUUUUUAGCAUCAAAAUUGCAGUAUUGCCACAUUGAACAUUGUUUUUUUAUGUAUGUUGAAGAUGGAUCAUUUUAAUAGAAAUCACUUAGCAUACCUACAAGGGACAAACCUUCAAAUGAGGUCCUAGAAAUUUUGGUUAUUUAAGUUGAUGACAAUACCUCCAGAUGGUGGGAGUUUGGCUGGCUAAUUAUUGGUUUCACACUUGGGUAGGGUAUCCUAGGAGGCAUCAUAAAAAUAAAGACAUUGAUCAUUGCUUGCAAUUUUCAGUUGGUAGCAUUUUUUCCCCCCUUCUCUGUUUUUUCACAACAUACAUUUGCAUACCGUAAAAAGUUAUUUUAUUAAAUAAUAUAUAUACUCAUGUUAUUUCUAGAUCUCCUGUAAUAUUUUACAUACUCUAUACAAUUCCAAACAUCAUUACAAAUUUGUUUCUUAUUCUAUAGAAUACAAAUUACAUUGCAAAUUGUAACAUAUAUACACUAUUAGUUUUGAAGCUAAAUUCUCAAGUAAUGCAGAUUUCCUUUACAAAGAGAAAUACAAAUAGCAAGACCUCAUCCUAAAAACUAAAUACAAACAUGAUCCCCUAAAUACCAACAAGUUACCAAAAGACAUCACAUAUUUGUCUUGCAUAAUUUAGAGACUUGCAAGCUUUCAAUUGUAAUAAACCUUCUAUUUCUGGAUGUCUAGUAAGAUCUACUCCUAGCUAUCCUUCCUGUACAUCCUUGAUAAUAUUUUUCUUGUUUAUUUUAUUUGCAGAUUGGUUUUCCAUGACGUUUGGAAGCAUACUUGCAAAUUAAGAUCAAGUGUUGAAUUUUAUUUUAUUUUUUGAAUUGAUACAUA
Messenger RNA from Camellia sinensis, 1259 nucleotides. NCBI's taxonomy places the organism in Eukaryota, Viridiplantae, Streptophyta, Magnoliopsida, Ericales, Theaceae. The record is from RefSeq and is a predicted model, not a curated record.